AUGGAUGGUGUUCAGAAGCCAGAAGUUCCAGGACCACAAGAAAUAGCUACGCACCCCAGUGGGUGGCACCCCCAGCCGCCCAACCACGUCGGAUGUCGCGACAGCAGACCUCUAUGGACAGACUACUGGCAGCGGUUCAACACCAUCACUAUUCCGCUGCUUGAUGAGGAUGCAUUCUUUUCUGACCCCCUCGCCGCCGCCAAAGUGGCCCGGAACCGCGAACAUCUCGAACUCCUCGAGGAGAAAUCCAAGGAGCGCGGCGCCGAACUCGAGAAAGUCCUCGACGAGAUCCCCUACGCGGUCAUAUAUGACAAGAAUCCCUCUUCGCCAAAGCCUGCGUGGGACGCUGUGAGGAAAGUCGGCCGCUCCGGGAGCCUGGACAGCUUUAUCCGGUUGGCCAGUGGCAUCGAGAUGCCCCACCUGUAUUCGCCCUAUCCGACGGUUUCCGACGAUUGGGACCUCCUGGAUCAUGGGGUCACCGAAGAAUCGGCCUCGCCGGGACGACCGCAGCUGCCACCACCGAGUCCACAGCCGACUUGUGGCACGACGGCGCGAAUUAAAGAUGGCAAGACCUCUAAUGGCGUUGCGCAGGGUGCCCCGGAGGUGUCGCCCAAAUCGCCGACCGCUUCGUUCAAGACAGAACCGGUCGCGAGCCCAGCACCAUUGUCGUCGGCCAACGACUCUCCAACAGACCCUGCCUUGCCACCAUCUCCCAGCGACGCUGGCCCCUCCCUCACAGAGUCCCAAGCUACGCCCACAACCCCGCCGCCGGAACCCCCCAGCCCCCGAGAAGCCGACAUACAGCCACUACUGGCCAUAACGUCCUCGAGCCCUCGACAGGACGGGCGCCAAAAGCCAGUCGCCGAUACUUGUUGGGACAGUCCGGGUGGGGGGUCCAAGCCACGGGGAAAGAGGCGGUUGCACGAGCUGGAAGAGCCGGAUCUCGAAGAGGCGGCCUGUGGCAAACGGGCGAAGCGAGAAGUUGGGUGAAGAUCCGGCUCGAGAGCAGCAGUCUAGGACAUUGAACGCACGGUCUCCACUACUUCCGACAGAUUUGACUAGAAGUUCUCCUCCCGUAUUCUCUCAACGGACCUCUCCUCAUCCACCCUCGGCUGCCGCGGCCUCCGUCUUAUCACAAAAUCUCGCCCCAAACCCCCCGCCUGCCCCUCCAGCC
Molecule: messenger RNA, 1174 nt
Organism: Chaetomium strumarium
Lineage: Eukaryota; Fungi; Ascomycota; Sordariomycetes; Sordariales; Chaetomiaceae
Exons: 2
Coding region: 1-990 (329 amino acids)
Source: RefSeq, a predicted model, not a curated record